Messenger RNA from Linepithema humile (Argentine ant), 4136 nucleotides. It is a transcript of the gene polo, whose product is annotated as Serine/threonine-protein kinase polo. Gene Ontology annotation, biological process: mitotic spindle organization; protein phosphorylation. Lineage: Eukaryota; Metazoa; Arthropoda; Insecta; Hymenoptera; Formicidae. Gene Ontology annotation, cellular component: centrosome; cytoplasm; nucleus. The record is from RefSeq and is a predicted model, not a curated record. Gene Ontology annotation, molecular function: protein serine/threonine kinase activity; ATP binding; protein binding.
GCGACGAAAAGCAGCGGUUUGAACUGACGAAGUUCGGCAGAGCGGCGUAUUCCUGUGGUACACGUAACGUGGUGUUGACGCGUUCACACGAUUACUCUUUUUUUUUCUUCCGUCGUAUCGCAACGGUUGCUCGCGCACACGCGAGAGUAAAAACCUAUAACACGCGUCCUAACGACUCGCGUGUGUGCACAUUUAUUGUCAACGCGCACUUUUUCGCCGGAACGGUGGAAACGUGAGAGAGCCCGGCGAUUUCGACGAACGGAAAGCGCGGCAGCGGUCUAGUGCACGAUGUCGAAGGACGAGGAGAGCAAGAUACCGAGCGUGAUAUAUGACGCGAAAAGCGGCAAAAGUUAUAUGAAGGGCCGAUUCUUCGGCAAGGGUGGCUUUGCAAAAUGUUACGAGAUCACAGAAUCAAAAUCACAUCACGUCUUUGCUGGGAAGAUUGUACCAAAGUCAUUGAUGGCAAAAAGUAAUCAGAGGGAAAAGAUGACACAGGAGAUUGCGAUCCAUCAGACUCUGAAUCACAGGCAUAUUGUUGGCUUCCAUGGUUUCUUUGAUGAUUCUCAUAAUAUCUACAUUAUUCUGGAACUCUGUCGUAAAAGAUCGAUGAUGGAAUUGCACAAGCGCAGAAAAGCGCUGUCGGAAUGCGAAACUCGAUACUUCAUGAAACAGAUCUUGGAUGGAGUCUUUUAUCUGCACCAGCAUAGAAUAAUUCAUAGGGAUCUGAAGCUGGGAAACCUGUUUCUGAAUGAUGAUCUGCAGGUCAAGAUCGGUGAUUUUGGAUUGGCCACCAAACUGGAACAUGAUGGUGAACGAAAAAAAACCGUGUGCGGAACUCCGAAUUAUAUAGCGCCGGAAGUGUUAACGAAGAUUGGACACUCGUAUGAGGCCGAUGUGUGGAGUAUCGGCUGUAUAAUGUACACACUGCUUGUGGGCAAGCCGCCAUUUGAGACAUCGACUCUGAAGGAAACAUAUGCCCGGAUUAAGCAAGUGCAGUAUGAAACACCGCAGCACAUCAGCAAACCCGCCAUAAAUAUGGUAUCGAACAUGCUGCAAUUGAGCCCUUCAAAACGUCCCUCCGUUGCCAAACUAAUGAAGGACUACUUCUUCUCUUCCGGAUACAUGCCAACAAGUUUACCGCUUUCCUGCCUAACGAUGCCGCCACGAUUGGACAUGCUCGAGUCACACUGCAACCGCAAGCCACUCAGCGAAAUGAAUCUCAACGGCCACUCAGAGCAGGACAAUAUGUCUAAUCGAGUGACAAACAGCCCGCGGAAAAAUAAAGUGAAAGAUUCGAAAUUAUUAGCCAGUAUCGAAGUUGUCGAGACGAACCACGUCAAUCACGAUCUCAAGGCCAUGCUUUCCACACUGAGACAUCAGCUGGGCGCCGUACUGAAGACCAAGCCUAGUAGAGACAGACAAAACGAUCCUCGGCUUCCAGGAAACUCUUCAGCAGACGAAAUGACCGAUCCGGCGGCGCAUCCCGUGGUUUGGAUAAGCAAAUGGGUGGACUAUUCAGAUAAAUACGGUUUCGGAUAUCAACUGUCCGACGACGGCGUUGGUGUGAUGUACAAUGACGGCACGCGAUUAAUCAUGCUGGCAAACGGUUACAACAUACACUACAUCAAUCGCGAUGGCGACGAACUGUACUAUACGAUCAAGGAAUUUCCAACCCAUCUUGAUAAGAAGAUGAAGCUGAUGAACUUCUUCCUAAAAUACAUGAACGAGCAUCUGAUGAAGGCGGGUGGCUCCAUCGCGGUGAAACAGAGCGACUCCCUCUCCAGAAUCCCAUAUAUGCAUCAGUGGUUCAGAACCCAGACGGCCGUGGUGAUGCAAUUGACUAAUGGCACGGUGCAGGUCAACUUCUUGGAUCACACGAAGAUUAUCAUGUGUCCGUUGAUGGCGGCAGUCACUUACAUCGACUUGGAUAAGAAUUUCCGAACCUACAAAUUCCAGACAAUCCAGGAAUAUGGCUGCUGCAAGGGAUUGGCAAAGAAUCUAAUGUAUGCAUACGAGAAGAUCGGCUUGAUGCUGAAAUCCCGCGCCGCGCCCACCGCGUAGAAGGAAAGAGGUGAACCGUGCAGUGCGGAGAUAAUCAUGAUUCUACGGAGUAGUGCAAUCUAACGUCUGAUAUUUUCUGAUAGCCGAGAUGCGGGAUACGUUAGAAAGCUAGUCUUCUGACUGACGCAGCGUUGCUUACUCGUCGCUUCCGAUCGAUGUCCGCCAUCCGAGUGCCAGUUUUCCCGCCUCGUUCGAAGCAAUGUGAAUCGGACCGUCCGAGCGGUAGCUUUUUAAAUUCAUGAGUCACUCGAAUUUAAAUGCGUUUAGAGGAUAAGAUCGUUCGAGAUAAGACAUUCCAGAAUUUUGUGUAACAAGUUCUGUCGCGUGUUUAGGACCUAAUCUUUUCAGUUAUGACGUAUUGGUAAUCAAAAGUGUGAUUGUUAACAGAAAUUGAAAAAAAAAACAUGAAAACGACUAAUUGAAGAAAACAAAAAAAUUGAAAGAAAUGUGAAACCGACUAAAAACUGACGAUAAGAUAAAUUGUGGCAUUAUGUGAGUCUUUUUUGCUUUAUCAUUUAAUGCGCGCUUUUUAUGCAGUUGAUAAGAACGACUGUUUUUCUCGUGUACUUUAAUACUUUUUAUACGGAACGAAUUUUUUUUAUGCGGAACGUCCAAGUUCUUUAUUUCGGAAAUUUUAUAUCAACACUUGGCUUUAACAACGAUGUGUGACCUAAAUUAAAAAUUUGAAGGAAAGCUUUGGAAUUUAUUUUUCCGCUUACAUUACAUAGUAUGCGAAAUUGGAUAUAAAAAAAAAUACAUUAUGAAGUUUAUAAAAAAUUUUUGAGAUAAAAGAAUGUGAACAAUGAAUGGCGAUCUGUCGAAUUGUAAAAGAUUCAGUGUGCGAUUUGCAUUUUCUAACAUUGCUUCGACCGAUUAGAAGACAUUAAAAGUACGAAAUCAAUUCUAUCGAAUUAUCCCACGAAGACUAUACGAAGACUAUAUUUUGCUUAAUAGAUAUAAAACUAUUUUUUUACGAAGCUAAAUGACGACCAGUGUGUUAACGAAAUUGAUGCGUGUUGCUAUACGGUGUUGUUAUACUGCCAGAAAACUUCCUACAUAAUCCUUCAUAAUAUUAGAUUGUUGCAGAACUUGCGUCGACUUUUGUAGAAUUAUUGUAAUUUCGGAUCAUUACGAAAGUUUCCGAUUGUCUUUUUCUUCCACUGGCAAAAUUGUGAACUCUAUCGAAGACCUCACGCGCGAUUUGGAAUCAGAGAAUCAAAGAAUCUGAUUAAUGAAACUCCUAGGAUCUAAGAAGUUGACAAUUGCAGGAUAUGUCAAGGAAUUUAACAGAUUUAUAAAAUGCCUGAGAAAAUCAUGAAUUGAAUUUAAAGAAGGUUUAUGAAAAUAUUCAAAGUUAUUUUUGAAAUUGUGAAGUUUGCAAACAUGUCGAUUUUUCAGGCAUAUUAGGAUCCUUAGUCUUUGAUAACUGAUAACUAAUUCAUGUUGAGAUAUUUGUAAGCCCUUAGAUAUUUGUACAUUCUUAUAUCCGUGAUGUAAAAAUUGUAAUGCUUAACUGAGUUGACAUUUCAAAUAGUUCUAAGGCAAUUCACAAUCAUCAUAUAAUGAUUUGAGGCCAGAAAAGGAUCUUGCAAGCAAGAUUCCAGUGACUCCGCGCCGAGGAAAGCGAUGGAAACUCUCGUAAGGGUCUGCAAGAAUCGGUUUAUUUCUUAUAAAGAGACUGCGCGGUAGAAAGUAGUUAUAUUCGCAUAGUAAAAUUAAUGUAAGUGUAUAACGAGACAAUAAUAGGUAAUUAAUCACAUUAGGAACUAUCCGAAGGAGAACGGUGUUAGCUUAGCGAAUGACGUUGCGUUAUGUUAAGUUACAUAUAUACAUGUCUUAGGGGGCGAGAAAACAAUGAUAGAGUAUGUCAAGUAAUUCAGUAAUAAGUAGAUGUACAUAUAAAAAAAAGUUGUUGGUGACCGAGAGAAUUAUAAAUAAAUGCAACGAAAGAGGGACCAUGGAUUGCGAGGUUAUGUUUAGGUGAAAAUUGUUAGGAUAAUAUUUUUACAACGUGUCAAUGUACAACACUGUUUUGAAGAAAGCACAAUAUAGAAAUAAACUGUUUUUUUGUAUAA